GUGACCAUAACAGGAAGCGGAUCCGUGCUUGUUCUUCUACUCGGUUUAUUGUGCUAACAUCGUGUACGUUUUCUACAUGAAAAAGAAAAGUCAGCUGUGUUUCAUUAGUUCGGCAAUGGCUAUUAUCUUCCUCGUAAUGUUUGUGAUGUAUAGCACCUUAAAUUCCCACUAUGUGGCAUUAGGACGUAAAAGGAACGUCAGUAUUGCAGGGAAAACCCUCUACAAGCUAGACGUCUCCUGGCCCAAAUAUUCAGAGCAUUUCACUGGAGAGGUUUUUGGAGUGGCUGUGAACCAUCAGGCUGGCGUAGUCUACGUUGCGCAGAGAGGUGAGAAUGUCCCCAAAGUGCUGGUGUUUAGUACAGAUGGAAACUUCCUGCAUGCCUGGAACACAAGCACACUGGAGAUGCCGCAUGGAAUUUUUCUGGCCAACGCUUCAAGUGUCCCCACUGUGUGGAUAACUGAUGUGGGGAAUGGGCCCUAUGGACACAGUAUAAAGCAGUAUUCUUCCUCAGGGAAGCUGCUACAGGUGCUGGGAACAGCAGGGAAAGCUGGCUCUGGUCUCACACCACUACAGUUUGAUCAGCCUGCUGACAUUUUCAUCCACGACUCCACCAGGGAGAUUUACAUUGUGGAUGGAGAUGGAGGAAUGAACAACCGGCUCAUCAAACUGUCCCAAGACCUGCAGAUGAUGUGGAUGCAUGGUGAGAAAGGUGAGGGACUCUCGCAGUUCUACAUCCCUCACAGUGUGGCUGUUGAUAAUUUUCAGAGGGUGUGGGUCGCAGACCGAGGAAAUAAGCGGAUUCAGGUGUUUAACUCUGUGACAGGAGACUGGCUGGGCUCAUGGGGAAGCUGCUUCACAGAUGAUGCACCCUACUCAGUGAGGCUCACCCCUGACCAGAAGUACCUGGUGGUUGCACAAUUAAACACGAACCGUAUCACUCUGCUGGAGGCUCCACCUGUGGGAAUUAUUGGUCAGUGUAAAGUGGUUAGUUCCAUCCAACUGGCUGAUGACAUUAAACCUCACCUGGUGGACUUGGAUCAGAAAACCGGAGCACUUUUUGUGGCGGAAAUCGGUGGUCAGCAGGCACAGAAGUUUGUACCGAUCACAUUUAGGAAUAAUGUUCUUUAAAUCGCAGACCUCACCUGCUCAGAGUGAGCGGGUUUAAAGAGAAGAUGACUUAAACUUGCCAUCAUUUAGAUUCAUUUUUAAUAAGGGUAUGUCAUAUUUGGGUUAAAUAUGAUACUAUAAUAAUGUAUGUAAAAAAUAUCUUCCAGAUGAUAGUUGAAGCUGAGAAAAGUGCACUUUAUUUUAGUAUUGCAGGAUGAUCAGAAUACUUUGUUUGCAGUUGUAUGUAAUACAAGAUGUCUGUGCAGGUGAAUGCUUUGACUGGAGGGAACAAAUCACUUUUGGCCUAAAAGCCAGUAUUUAAGUAUGAAUUUCAGUACAGGUUUAAGCACAUAAAUGUUAUUAAGUGUAUGGGUGUAUGCAUCUUGUUUAGCGUUGGUUGGUUACAUGUGCUUUUGAAUGUGACUGUAACUGUAUUUGCCAUGUCUUUUUGCACGAAUUCAUUCUCUAAUGCUUUAGCUUGUGUUAUAACAAAUUAAUGUUAAUGUAAAGCUCUGCUGUAAUUCCCGUUUGCUCUAGGAAUGUGAGUUUAUGCCUUCUCUGUGAUUUGUAAAAUAAUUAUGGAUCGACAUGCCACUAUAUAACUCGUUUUAAUCCAUCACUCUCUGUCUGUCUGUCUGUCUGUCUGGGACAUAUUUUAGAGUAAUUUAAAAUAUAAUGAAAGCAACUGUUAGGAGCAAUUUAUGUAUGAAUGAGAAUUCACGUAGAGUUUGUGAAAGAUUUUUAAAGUAGUUGGUAUUUUUAUAUGUGACUCUAAUGAUUAAGUUAGUCAGCUUUUCACUGUAUUUGUAAUGGACAAGUAUAGAGUGCGAAGUACAAGUGCAAACUUAAUAAGGAAGCUUCUUCUUCUUCUUUUUAUUAUUAUAUAUUGUCAGUGAGCAGUGGUCAUUGUUCUGUUGUUGCUUUGUUUAGGUGUUGUGUACAUUUCUUGUGUCUUUAUUUCUUUAAGUGUUAAUGUGUACAUUUGUAAUGUGAAUCAGUAUAGCAAAACAGAAUCAUGUAUCUACACUCAGUGUCAGUGUGACACUUGAUGCCACUGACUAGGUCUCUAUUUUACAAAGGUAAAGGGGCAAACAUCCGCAAAGUACAUAAAAAACUGCCAUUUGUCUUCAGGAAGAUAACUAAUGUAGGAUUAAAUCAAAACCAAAGUAUUCUAUAAAGCUGUAAAUGUCAGUACUCCUCUGUCAAUACAUUGCUCAUCUAAGA
Messenger RNA from Hemibagrus wyckioides, 2332 nucleotides. RefSeq names its product NHL repeat-containing protein 3-like. Gene Ontology annotation, biological process: negative regulation of translation; proteasome-mediated ubiquitin-dependent protein catabolic process; protein polyubiquitination. The coding region runs from base 77 to 1129 and encodes 350 amino acids. The record is from RefSeq and is a predicted model, not a curated record. Gene Ontology annotation, molecular function: ubiquitin protein ligase activity; protein binding; translation repressor activity. The transcript is spliced from 7 exons. Lineage: Eukaryota; Metazoa; Chordata; Actinopteri; Siluriformes; Bagridae.